Molecule: messenger RNA, 1002 nt
Organism: Fusarium graminearum PH-1
Lineage: Eukaryota; Fungi; Ascomycota; Sordariomycetes; Hypocreales; Nectriaceae
Exons: 1
Coding region: 1-1002 (333 amino acids)
Source: RefSeq, a predicted model, not a curated record
AUGCAAUCUCCUGUUCGCGAUGCAACGUUCACUAUUAAGAUGGGAGAUACCUAUGACUAUAACAUCUUACAAGAAGACCCUAGUCAAGUUCACAACGAAUUCCGAACUUAUAUUACUGACAUCGCCAAUGAGCUGAAGCAGUCUAAGGAUACCGAAGCCAUCAUUGAUGAACACCUUACUACCGAACUUGCUCGUAUGGUCUAUGGGUCUAAUAUGAUCGAAGUUGCUGGUAGCGGGUUUGAUAUCACAGUCAAGCUAUGCAAAGCCGUCUUUCGCGGCGAGGAGAUUCCAACAGUCAUUGAUGAACGCGACAAUGAGUACCAGGAGCUCAGACAAUAUCUUCUGGAAAAAAACUUGCCCUGUGGGCAUAAAGCAAUUAUGCGAAGCCGACGCAAAAUUGUUCAACAUGCCGAAGCAGCAAGGUUUAUGAUCGAGGAAGUUUGCAUCAAAGGAGAGACAUUAACUACAUCCAUCAUCUGCCAGGCCCACCGCUUCCUAACAUGGAGGAUCGAUCUCGCCGACGACAUACCUUGGACUGAGUACUGCGGAAGAUACCGAACUUGGGAUGUACAAUGUGGUCAGCAUGUCUUUGUGUCGCAUUCGGAGGUCGGUCUCGCGAUGAGCAGACUAAUUGAGUCACUUGACGCCGAUAUCAAAGCAGCAACAGAUCAAGGAGAAAUUGAUCCUGUGCUUAUUGCCAGCAAGUAUUGCCAUGAGUUUGUUAAUAUCCAUCCUUUUGCAGAUGGGAAUGGCCGAAUGUGUCGUCUUAUCCUCAAUACUUUCCUCCUUAAAUACAGCGGCGGGAUUAUCUGUAUAGGACAGGAUGGCAAUGAUAGGGCAGAGUAUCUACGCAUUGCAGUAGAGGCCAGUGCUAUGGAGGCUUCAUCUAAGCAUAAUUCUACAGAAGCAAAGCCAAAGAACUAUAUACCACUUGCAUCUUUUACGCUUCGACAUGCUCGCGAUAGCAUGCGUAAGGUCCGACAGCUUCUUAAACGGUCGUAG